Messenger RNA from Pyrus x bretschneideri (Chinese white pear), 423 nucleotides. RefSeq names its product putative leucine-rich repeat receptor-like serine/threonine-protein kinase At2g24130. Lineage: Eukaryota; Viridiplantae; Streptophyta; Magnoliopsida; Rosales; Rosaceae. The record is from RefSeq and is a predicted model, not a curated record. The transcript has a single exon. Gene Ontology annotation, molecular function: protein binding. The coding region runs from base 1 to 423 and encodes 140 amino acids.
AUGGCGUUGGUAGGCACCAUCCCUCCACACCUAAGGGAACCUCUCGUUCCCCGGACAGCUCCGUCUCCAAAACAACAGCUUUUGCGGCUCUCUGCCUAUCAGAUGGUUCGUUUGCAAAGACUGAAGUUCGUAAUUUUUGCAUACAACCGAUUAAGCAGGGAGAUCCCAUCAUUUUUCGGGUCACUGCCAAAACUCGAGUACUUGCAUUUGGGUGCCAAUGAACUUUCGGGUUCUAUACCUGCAAGCCUCUUCAAUGCAUCCUCCCCGUCACUGCAAGAGCUUGUUCUUCCUGACAAUGCGCUUUUGGGUUCAAUGCCCUCUACCAUUUUCAACAUGUCCUCACUGCAGGCCAUUGAUCUCACUAACUGCAGCCUGUCUGAUGAACUUCCGGGGAACAUUUUUAGUCAGCUUCCUAAUUUGUAA